Actinia tenebrosa (Australian red waratah sea anemone) is the source of this 1079-nucleotide messenger RNA. RefSeq names its product protein canopy 4. The record is from RefSeq and is a predicted model, not a curated record. Lineage: Eukaryota; Metazoa; Cnidaria; Anthozoa; Actiniaria; Actiniidae.
CUACAACUUAAUUCUAUUAUCUAUAGAUAUAAUUUCUUACGACGCAGACUUUUCGAGUACAAAGAUCAUUAGAAUUAGUACCAUGAAACUGUUGUGGAUAACUUGUACUGUUCUUGGUCUGAUGUUAAAAGUAAAAGCCGAAGAAAAGGAAGACAACGAAAAACCAAAAGUUAAAAACCCAUAUUUUACGAAGUUCCAAGGAACUGCUCACUUGAGACCGACCAAGUGUCAAGUUUGUAGAUUGUUAGUAACAGAGGUUAACGAAAAGCUCAAAAAGACCAACUCACCUCAAGUCAUUCACAAAGGAUACGAUGAAAACCUUGAAGAAGAUAGAAGAAACAGCAUUGAUUACCGAACAUCAGAGGUUAGACUGAUGGAGGUAUUAGAUGGCUUAUGUAACAGAAUGAAGUUGUACCAGGCGAGAGCAGGGCCAGAGUUCCCUUACAUAAGAGGAGCGAAGGGUCAUCUUCGUGAGGUGUUUGAUGAUAUUGCAUCAAAUUCCAAAGUCAAACUUAAUUUUAAGCUUCCAGACGACGUCUUGGAUGACUACACUCACGAGAUAACCAGGGUCAAAUUUGAGUGUAUCCAUCUAUUAGAACAAGUAGAGGAACUUAUCGAGGAAUGGUAUUUUAAACACCAACAUGAAGAUUUGAUGACUUGGCUGUGCGCAAAAAGAGUCUUAAAAGACRAAAAUAAAGAUUGUCUUACUGCUUCUGAUGCUAUGCCAUCAGACUAUUAUUCAGUGUUUGAGUCUGAAGGAUCCUCGAACGACAGGAAACCCAAAAUACCAAUGACUGAAAACCAUGUAGAAUUAUAAAAAACACCUUAUAAACCUCUUUCAAAAUUUUCUUAUGUGCGAGGCUAACAGAAAAAUAUAAAAAAAUUGCACAACUGAAUUCCAACGAAAAAAAGYGAGUGUCAUUUCUUUUAACCUUUUUUAUAUUUAUCUAACCUUUCCUGUUAGCCUUGUACAUGUUAGCCUCGAUGUAAACAUGACAAUUUUGAAAGGUUGGCAAGUGUCUCCUCCCCCUUUUAUUCAGUGACAAGAACAUGAAAAUAAACUUGCUUCACUAAUACAA